AUGGCUCAUUUGAUGAAAUUGUUCAUUCUUGUCCUCCUUGUCUUCUUUGUCUUUGUUUCAUCCACUGAAGUGAAAAAGAGGAUGAAGAUGAAGCAGCUGGUCCAUGAGGACAAAACCCAGAGCUCGGGAGAGCUGGGCACUAAAAAUGGUGAUCACUGCACUUGGGAAACACGAGAGGGCAAAAACAACAUGGUGCUCCAUCUCAAAUGCUCCACCCACUCUAAGGAGGCGGGACUUGAGUCCAACAAUUAUGAGUGCCAGUUUAUGGGAAAUCCGUACGAAUGCCCCACCUACAGAGACAAACAGACUCAAUACUGGAAACAGGUUUUAGGGAAGCUGAAAAAGCGACUGAGUGUCUGCGAAGGAGGAAAAGUGCUGAAGGCCACAAUGUGCCGAAACGCUCCAAGCUCCGCCCACAUGAAGCUGGUGAGGGAAAAGAUGACAAGCAGAAAGGAAGGAGAGAAGGAGGUGAAGAAAGAUGAGGAAAUGAUGACGGGUGAUGAAGGGAUGUCGGACGGAGUAGCAGAAGCGGAGAGCUACUGUGCGGAAGGAUGGGAUCCCCUCUGCCACUUCCUCACCAAGCUUCUGUAA
Molecule: messenger RNA, 591 nt
Organism: Neoarius graeffei (lesser salmon catfish)
Lineage: Eukaryota; Metazoa; Chordata; Actinopteri; Siluriformes; Ariidae
Gene: fgfbp3
Product: fibroblast growth factor binding protein 3
Exons: 1
Coding region: 1-591 (196 amino acids)
Biological process (GO): cell-cell signaling
Molecular function (GO): growth factor binding
Source: RefSeq, a predicted model, not a curated record